AAGCGCUUGACCACAAAAUUGAGUUGGUACAUAGACAAAGCAGUCUGGAGGGUUGGACACGUAAAGGUCUUUGCAUUUGGUAUUUAAACGAACAAAUGCGAGUAAUAGCACAUCAGUCUACUUGCAGUUGGCAGACAGUCAAGGCAUCCGACAUCAACAUUCAAUAUGAACAAGUUUGUGGCUUUCGUAGCUUUCGUUCUCGCAGUUGCCUGCGCUGAACCUGAGGCCAGCCCUUAUGGUGGUUAUGGAGGCCGAGGAGGUUAUGGUGGUUAUGGUGGCUAUGGCGGUUAUGGUGGUGGCUAUGGCUAUGGCCAUGGCCAUGGCAAACGAUCUGCUGAAGCUGAACCUGGCUAUGGCGGCUAUGGCGGCUAUGGCGGUGGUUACGGCCGUGGAUAUGGCGGCGGUUAUGGCGGUGGCUAUGGACACAGCUAUGGAUAUGGCAAGCGAUCAGCUGAAACCACCGAGGUUGAAGUUGAGGCCGAGGCUGAACCCGGAUACGGAUAUGGCGGUUAUGGUGGCUAUGGACAUGGCGGUUACGGCCGUAGCUAUGGCGGAUACGGACAUGGUUAUGGCAAGCGAUCUGCUGAAGCUGAGCCCGGAUAUGGUGGUUAUAGCAGCUAUGGCGGUUAUGGUCAUGGCCGUAGCUACGGUGGUUAUGGCCAUGGAUAUGGCUACGGCAAGUAAUUGCUCUGCUUUAAAUAUCAUCAACUAGCAACCGUUUACCCAACCCACUGAUCAGGUCAUUGAUAUAAUUGUUCCAGAAUUCAUCUGUUAAUCAUUUGGAAAUAUAUCCCAAACUUGUUAAAA
Messenger RNA from Tigriopus californicus, 807 nucleotides. Its product is annotated as keratin-associated protein 6-2-like. The record is from RefSeq and is a predicted model, not a curated record. NCBI's taxonomy places the organism in Eukaryota, Metazoa, Arthropoda, Copepoda, Harpacticoida, Harpacticidae.